Messenger RNA from Salvia splendens (bonfire salvia), 1785 nucleotides. Its product is annotated as transcription factor GTE6. The transcript has 9 exons. Gene Ontology annotation, molecular function: protein binding. NCBI's taxonomy places the organism in Eukaryota, Viridiplantae, Streptophyta, Magnoliopsida, Lamiales, Lamiaceae. The record is from RefSeq and is a predicted model, not a curated record. The coding region runs from base 207 to 1388 and encodes 393 amino acids.
ACACAUUAUUGAAACCAAGAUUUAUACAGUGUAUCCCAAUUAUCAUUGCUAUCCAAACUAAUUCCCCAAAAACCGCCGCCAUCGCCGCCGCCGGCGGUGAAACGUUGAAUACGUGGAAGAAGGCAAGGCGGAUCUCGUCGAAAAGGCCGGCGCAAUAACAGAUUCAUCUUUCUACACACAGAACCACUCCAAAUAUCUAAGCCACGAUGGAUCUGGUGAAGGCAUCAAUGAAUGGCGCAACCAACGUAGAAGAUAUGGCUACGGUUGAUGAGCUGUUCUCGAAGGUUGAGCAACUUGAGCAAAGAGUAAAUGAAGUUGAACAGUUUUACUCAAAUGCAACUACAAAGCAACCAAGCACUUCCAGAAACACUUCGAAAGUAAAGGAGAAGGAAAAGGAAAAGGAAAAGGAAAAGGAGAAACAUGUUUUUAGCAUGAAAAGACUACAACAGGAUGCUUCACGUAGAGAAGCUGCUGCUGCUAAGAGAAUGCAAGACCUUAUGCGCCAGUUUGGAAGUGUAUUUCGUCAGAUCACGGGGCUGCAGAAGUUGGCUUGGCCCUUUAUGCACCCAGUAGAUGUUGCAGGACUUGCGUUGAAUGAUUACUAUAAGAUCAUUGACAGACCAAUGGACUUCAGUACUAUAAAAAACCAAAUGGAAACCAAUGAUGGUACUGGAUACAAGCAUGUCCGCGAGAUAUGUGCUGAUGUGCGAUUGGUUUUUAAAAAUGCAAUGAAGUACAAUGAUGAAAAGAGUGAAGUUCAUAAAAAGGCAGUGCGAUUACUUGAAAUUUUUGAGGAGAAGUGGCUAAAGUUUUUGCCAAAAGUUACAGAAGAGGAAGAAAGACAAGAACAGGAGGAAGCUGAAGCAAAAGCAAACAUGCAGCUUGCUCUGGAGGCUUCUCAUGCGAAGCUGGCCAGGGAUAUAAGUACUGAGCUUUAUGACAUUGAUAUGCAUAUAGACGAGCUCCGAGAAAUGGUUGUUAAACAGUGCAGGAACAUAACUAUAAUGGAAAAAAGAAAGCUAGGAGUUGCUCUCGCCAAUUUAUCUCCUGAAGAUCUCAAUAAGGCACUGGAGAUCAUAGCUCAAGGUAACCUCGACUUCCGAGCAAAUGAUGAAGAGGUGGAGCUUGAUAUCAGUGCUCAGAGUGAAUCAACGCUGUGGAGGUUGAAGUUUUUCGUGAAUGACAUACUAAAAGAACAGCCUGGAGGUUCGAGCAAAGAUGCCAACAACAAUAUCUCCUCUCCAAAUGCUGCUGACAACGAUCAUAAUAUCAUCUCCAAGCGUAAGCGCUGGAGUUGUGAUGCUCUGGCCAAGACUGCCAAGAAUAAUAUCACCUCGCCAAAUUCGCCUGACAGCGAUCAUAACAUCAACUACAAGCGCAAGCGCUAAAAUUGUGAUGCCCUUGCCAAGACUACCAAAAAACGGAAGACAGAGCCUUCGUUGUAGUGCACAUAAACAGAGUCUAACUCGAAGAUAGACGGACAACCAUACAAGUAGCAGAUGACUGAGGGCUACUUUGGAAUUUGAGGGCAGCUGCAGAAUCUGACCUUUGAAGCCUCGCGGUAUGGUGAAUUCCCAUACCGCCCUUGUGAUUUUUCCUUGAAUUAGUUUUAUUAAUUCUUAGGAUAUUGCAAUGACUACAAUAAAUGACAAGAGAUUUGGCUAUUUGGGUUUGUGUCUCUGUUCUUGAUUUGUCCAUGAUGGGAUUUGGCUAUUUAGAUUAAAGUGUAACGUGUCAUGGUACAUUACGAUAAAUUAUAAAAUUACAAUUCGCAUUUAGGUUGAA